This is a messenger RNA of Leptosomus discolor (cuckoo roller), 246 nucleotides long. Lineage: Eukaryota; Metazoa; Chordata; Aves; Leptosomiformes; Leptosomidae. The record is from RefSeq and is a predicted model, not a curated record.
AAGAAGCUCACGCGGGAGUGCGUUUUCCGGGAGCAGUUUGAAGAGAACUGGUACAACACGUAUGCCUCGACCCUCUACAAGCACCCCGACUCGGAGAGGCAUUACUACGUGGCUCUGAACAAGGACGGCUCCCCCCGAGAGGGGUACAGGACUAAGAGACAUCAGAAAUUCACUCAUUUCUUACCCAGGCCUGUGGACCCUGCCAAAAUCCCCGCGAUGUACAGAGACCUCUUCCACUACAGGUGA